AUGUGUUCACACUUCUUGGCGGAGUGUGAGUUGGUAUCAAAGCUGCGAUCGGUUGUGGCGACAUCAACAAGCAGAAUAUGUAGCAGUACACAAGCUAGUAAGGAAGCGGUAUGGUUGAAAAUGAUGAUGGAGGAACUCGGGCACGAACAAGAGCAUAUUCCUACUGCAGCGGUCGAGUGCCUUGCAUCCGCAAGGAAUCCGACUUUUCAUUCAAAGUCAAAGCACAUACGAGUCCAGUAUCACUUCGUUCGUGAAAAAGUGGAAGAGGGCACUGUGGAUAUGCAGAAAAUUCAUACUAAAGACAAUCUAGCAGAUUUUUUGACGAAGGCAGUUAACACUGACAAAUUUAUUUGUGUAGUUAUGACCAAAUUCAGCAAUAAUGGAUCAGGAAGUGCAACUGUUAUAAGGUGCAUAGAGAGCGAGAGACAAGCUCUGCUCCACUUCAAGAAAGGCCUAAUUGAUAGAGCAAACCUGCUUUCUUCAUGGACAAAUGAAGAAGAAGAUUGUUGUAGAUGGAGCAGGGUCAGGUGCGACAAGCAUACCGGUCACGUGGUCAUGCUUGACCUCAGGCCCAUAAUGAUAGGCAGAGAUGGCAUUUAUGCUCUAGGAGGUGAUGGGAAUUUUGUUUGGACAGGAAUUGGUGGUGAGUUAAGCUCUUCCUUGCUUGAAUUACCAUAUUUGAGUCACUUGGAUCUCAGUAAUAAUUGGUUCAGUGACAUACCAGAAUUUAUGGGUUCCCUUAGUACGUUAAUAUAUCUCGACCUGUCGAACAAUGCUAUUGAAACAUUUCCUUACCAGCUUGGGAAUCUCUCUAUGCUCCAGUAUCUUGAUCUCAGCUUGAACUAUGAGAUGAGAUUAGAUAGCAUUGGAUGGCUUGAUCGCCUUUCUUCUUUAAGAGUACUUAAGUCAGAUGAGCUUUGGGGAAGCACUGCCAUAGUUGAUCUUCAAAUCUUUGAUGAUCAGCAAUUAAGAGGUCCCAUUUCAGAUUCUUUUGGAGACAUGGCAUCACUUGUACGUCUUACCCUCCUUUCGAAUAAAAUCCAAGGUGGGAUACCGGCAUCUUUCGGAAAUCUUUGCAACUUAAGAACUUUGUGGGUGUUUGGUGUCUCUGGAUUACUUUCGGAUUUGCUGCAAAACCUCACUGGCUGUGCCAAGAAAUCAUUACAGAUACUGGGAUUAAGCGAAAAUCAGCUUGAAGGGUCAAUUCCUGAUAUCAAUGAGUUUCCGUCCUUGAGAGAAUUAUAUCUUGAUCAUAAUCAUUUGGAUGAGUCUUUUCCUAAAACCUUUAUGCACUUUUCUCAACUUCGUAUUUUGAAUGUAGGAAAUAACCGAUUAGUCGGGUCACUGCCUGAUCUUUCGAAGAUGUCAUCGCUCACGGAGUUAGUUGUGGGCAACAAUGAGUUAACUGGAAGUUUAACUGACAGCAUAGACAAGCUACGAAAGCUCCAAAUUUUGGAUGUUUCUUCAAAUAGGUUGAAUGGAGUUGUCAUAGAAGCACACCUGUCUAACCUAUCCCAGCUGCAGAAACUAGAUUUGUCUCACAAUUCACUAUCUCUGAAUGUCAAUUUUGUUUGGGUUCCCACAUUUAAGCUGGAUGUUAUCAAAUUAAGCUCUUAUUUGAGCUCCAACUUGUUCCAUGGCCCUAUACCGCCAUUUUUUUACAACACGACAGUACUCAAUCUGUCCAAAAAUACGUUUACAGGGACUGUGUCUGUCUUAUGCACUAUAACUGAUAGUGCUUUGAGCUAUCUUGACCUUUCUGAAAAUUUGCUAUCAGGAGGCCUUCCUAAUUGUUGGGGUCAAUUCAGAUUGUUGGUCAUUCUUAAUUUGGAGAACAAUAGUUUAUCUGGGAUAAUCCCAAGCUCAAUUGGCUCACUUCACCAAAUUGAAUCAAUGCGUUUGAGGAACAACAAUUUUACAGGAAUGCCUUCAUCCUUGAAGAAUUGCUUUAGGCUGACGCUUCUAGAUCUUGGAGGGAAUAAGUUGACAGGAAAGGUAUCAACAUGGAUAGGAGAAAGUCUGAGAAACUUAAUUGUGCUUCGUCUGCAAUUAAAUGAGUUUUAUGGAAACAUUCCUUCAACAAUAUGUCAUCUUAAAGCUAUUCAGGUAUUAGAUAUUUCGUUCAACAGCUUAUCUGGAACUAUUCCAUCUUGCAUUAAUAACCUCACCACUAUGACCCAAAUUCAAAGUUCAAGUAACACCAUAUCCUAUAGAUUUGAUCUAUCAUAUAGUUACUGGAAUGGAAGUAAAUCACUUCGGCUUCCCAAUGAUUCUGCAUACUAUGUUGAUUACGCAUCUGUUGUGUGGAAAGGACUUGAGCAAGAAUAUGGAAAAACAUUAGGGCUGCUGAAGAUCAUUGAUUUUUCAAACAACAAUCUGAAUGGAGAAAUUCCUGAAGAAGUGACACGUUUAUUAGGAGUAAUAUCACUGAAUUUGUCAAUGAACAAUUUGACUGGAGCCAUUCCCAGCAGAAUUGGGCUCUUGAAAUUAUUGGAAUCUCUUGAUUUGUCUUGCAAUAAACUUUCCGGUAGAAUUCCGACAAGCUUGGCUGAUUUGUCUUUCCUCGGAUAUUUGAACUUGUCAAAGAACCAAUUGACAGGGAAAAUUCUAUUAAGCACCCAACUUCAAAGCUUCGAUGCCUCUGCAUAUAUGGGUAAUCAAAGGCUUUGUGGACCUCCAUUGAGUGACUGCUCAGAUGAUGGAAAAACACAGCAUCCAUCAGGGGUUGAUUUUAGAAAAAUAUGA
Messenger RNA from Ricinus communis (castor bean), 2745 nucleotides. RefSeq names its product receptor-like protein EIX1. The record is from RefSeq and is a predicted model, not a curated record. NCBI's taxonomy places the organism in Eukaryota, Viridiplantae, Streptophyta, Magnoliopsida, Malpighiales, Euphorbiaceae. Gene Ontology annotation, molecular function: protein binding.